Molecule: messenger RNA, 2181 nt
Organism: Anastrepha ludens (Mexican fruit fly)
Lineage: Eukaryota; Metazoa; Arthropoda; Insecta; Diptera; Tephritidae
Product: kelch domain-containing protein 3
Exons: 6
Coding region: 637-1770 (377 amino acids)
Cellular component (GO): cytoplasm
Molecular function (GO): chromatin binding; protein binding
Source: RefSeq, a predicted model, not a curated record
GUGUUAAAAGUCAAUCAAGGAGAAAAAGCAGAUAACCUUACCAAAAAGUUGUACACUAAGCUCGAAAAAGACUGAAGAACGAAAACGAAAGAGAUUUUUACUGUAAAUCCUUUGUUUAUUUGUAGUAGCAACAAACAUUUAUAUAAAAAUAUUGGGCAUAGGAGAAAAUAUAGCACAUCAGCAGAGGUGCAGUUGGUUGCCUUUUCAUCUCAGCAACCAUCCCAUAGAAAGGGAAAACAAGUUACAAGGGCAUAAACUUCAAAAAACAAGGAUAAGUGAAAUAAUAUACAAAACGACAACCAGUUGUCGGGAGGUGGUAUAUGGGCAUCUGGGAUGGUCUGCUGCUAAAUGUGAUAAGUUUAAAAAGUAUUGAAAAAUAUACGUAGAGGAUUGGAUUCCUGGCAAUCGGUGUGGUAGUUUAGCAUAUUUUCUAUGCCAUUGCGAGUGUUAAAAGCCAUUGAACGCAACGAAACUAAGCAAGUUGUGGUAACUGAUUCAUGAUAUAUUCGUGUACAUUUCUUUACUCUAUCCCAACUAUUUAACCAAAUCAGUGCUAUUUAGGGGCCAUAGCGGAGUUUGAACAGCAAUUCAAUAGCACUGAACAUAUCACAUACGGAAACUCACACAAAAAAAAAAAUGCGAUGGAUAGCACACUUGGACGGUGGACCACGACGUGUCAAUCAUGCUGCUGUCGGUGUUGGUGAUAAGAUAUACUCAUUUGGUGGUUACUGCACGGGCGAUGAUUAUCGCCUGAACGAAUGCAUCGAUGUGCAUGUGUUGAACACAAAUACAUUGCGCUGGGCAUUGGUGCCACAGAAACGAGAUGAAAAUGGUUUGCCACUAAAGUAUCCUGAAGUACCGUUUCAACGUUAUGGCCACACAGCUGUUGCAUAUGCUGACAAAGUUUAUAUGUGGGGUGGCCGAAACGAUGAGCAACUUUGCAACGUUCUCUAUUGCUUUGACCCACAAACAUUGAGCUGGACACGACCUGAAGUGAAAGGUGCUAUACCGGGCGCACGUGAUGGUCAUUCUGCAUGCGUUGUGGAUCAUUGCAUGUACAUUUUUGGUGGAUUUGUUGAUGAAAUAAAUGAGUUUUCUUGCGAUGUACACUGCUUAGAUUUCCGAACGAUGGAGUGGCGUUAUAUGCAAACAUUUGGUGCUCCACCAUCAUUUCGAGAUUUCCACUCGGCGGCUUCUAUUUACGGGCGCAUGUAUAUUUUCGGUGGCCGUGGCGAUAAACAUAGUCCUUAUCAUAGUCAAGAGGAAAUGUACUGCCCGGAAAUUGUAUUUCUAGAUAUGAAAACAAAAAUGUGGCAUCGGCCAUCCACCACCGGUAAAGUACCUGUGGGCAGACGCAGCCACUCAAUGUUUAUCUACAGUGGUCUUAUCUAUAUAUUUGGUGGCUACAAUGGAUUGCUGGAACAGCAUUUUAACGAUUUUUACACAUUUGAUCCGAAAUCCAAUUGUUGGAAUCUUAUCAAGCCAUUUGGUCGACCACCAACUGCGCGUCGACGACAAGUGUGUAUAGUUAAAGAUACGCAUAUGUUUCUCUUUGGUGGCACAAGCCCUGAUCCUCAGAAUAGUAACCAAUUGAUCGAUAAUAACGACACUCAUCUACUUGAUUUUGAGCCUACUCUACGUACAUUGUCAAUAUUAGCCGUUAUAAAUUAUCAUUUGGAUACGACGUGGCUGCCAAAAAAACUAAAAGAAGAAAUACGCUUACUGACCCAGCCAAAUUCAUUGACACGACCCCUUAAUCACGCUGGUUAGGAAGAAAAUCAAUUCUCUAUAAAUCGUACAAUAAAUAUAUCACAGCCAAAAACACUUAUCGCGCGAAUAUUCAACAGUAUACAACAACACGCAAUCAAUUGAAUCAAAUAGCAUCCAGCCGAAUAAUAUGGAGAGCAGAAAUUCGUUUCAAUACAAAGGAAAGGUGAUCAAAACAUGUUGCUGUGCUACAUACGCAUCAUUCGCACUAUUUUUCAUUACAUUUUUUUAUUGCACAAAUGUUCAUACUUACAUACAUAUAUAGCUUUUGUUGUUCUAGUUGGUUACCCUUCUCGUACUGUCCAUCUAAAACUUAGUAAUGCAUACAAUGGAAUGUCAAACAAAAGUGUAUUUUUUGUAUUUGUUUUUUAUCCAAUAUAGCAUAAUAUUUAUUUUUAUCUUUUAGCUACAUUA